This is a messenger RNA of Neogale vison (American mink), 2451 nucleotides long. RefSeq names its product disintegrin and metalloproteinase domain-containing protein 21-like. Gene Ontology annotation, cellular component: external side of plasma membrane; sperm head plasma membrane; plasma membrane. Gene Ontology annotation, molecular function: metalloendopeptidase activity. The record is from RefSeq and is a predicted model, not a curated record. The transcript has a single exon. Gene Ontology annotation, biological process: proteolysis; male gonad development. Lineage: Eukaryota; Metazoa; Chordata; Mammalia; Carnivora; Mustelidae.
AUGUUCCUGAGCAGGGCCCUGGGGCUGGCAGAGGACAAGGUCAUGAUGAGGACGUUCUUCUUACUGCUUGCUGUCUGGGCAGGGCUGGCUCCUGUCCAGUGUUCUCAAGGCCGUCCGUCAUGGCGCUACAUGUCCUCUGAGGUGGUCAUUCCCAGGAAGGAGAUGCACCAUGGCAAAGACGUUCGGAUGCCAGGCUGGCUGUCCUACAGCCUGCGAUUUGGGGGCAAAAGGCACAUUAUCCACAUGCGGCGCAAGAAACUGUUUUGGUCCAGACAAAUGCUGAUGAUGACUCAGGACGACCAAGGAGCCUUGCAGAUGGACUAUCCCUUCAUCCCUCCAGACUGUUACUACCUCGGCUACCUGGAGGAGAUUCCUCUUUCCAUGAUCACCAUGGACACAUGCUAUGGGGGUCUUGAAGGUAUCAUCAAGUUGGAUGACCUCGCCUAUGAAAUCAAACCCCUCAGCAAUUCCCAAAGGUUUGAACACAUUGUUUCUCAGAUAGUGGCAGACACCAAAGCAGUGGGACUUACCUAUAAACUGGGACAUCAGGAGGUUAGGGAUCCCCUAUUCUCUCAAGCAAAUGCCAGUGUUGUCCCCAGGAUCUCUAGUAAGAUGUAUUCAUCCCAUCAUGGAAAUAUCAAAGCACUUGCUCUCAGUUCCAACUCAAUGUAUACUGUGUUCAACAACGUGUCAAAAUGUGCCCAAUUCCUCGUAAGGGUAUUUAGUUUAGUUGACACAUUUUUUCAAGGUAUUGAUGUAGCUUUUUAUAUUUCAUCCAUGAUCAUUUAUGAUCAGCAAGAUCCAGCUUCCAUGGGUAAUUAUGAUGUGACAAAAAAUCCAUAUUUUUGGCAUUAUGAGAAGCAUGUGUUUCCAAGUCUUCAACCACAUUCAUCCAUAAUGUUGAUAAAAGAGGGGCCACAGGAUCAUAAUUAUGAGCCUGUUGCAUAUGGCAUAUGCCGUUCUCGAAAUCUCAUCAUGAUUGGUUACUUUGGCAGACCGUAUUUAUUUUUGUCUAUCAUAGCAACACAAAAGGUGGGAAGAAGUGCUGGUAUGUACUAUGACGAUUUAUACUGUUUUUGCCAGAGAAGGUCCACUUGCAUUAUGUACAUACCACCUGGUCUGACAGAUUCCUUCAGUAACUGUUCCUAUACACACAUUCAGCACAUAGUGGGUGGUGGUGUACUUGAGUGCAUGUACAGAACCCAAAAUGAGUAUUUCAAUAAAAGCCUAACCCACAGUCGUUGUGGAAAUCACAUAGUGGAUCAAGGAGAGGAGUGUGACUGUGGCUCCUUCAAACAGUGUUACAACAACCCCUGCUGUACAAAUGCUUGUUCAUUCACCAGUGGCAGCAAAUGCAAUAUAGGCAGGUGCUGUACAAACUGCACCUAUUCCCCUCCUGGAACACUCUGCAGACCAAUCCAAAAUAUAUGUGAUCUUCCCGAGUACUGCCGUGGGAAGUCCUUGGCAUGUCCUGAUGAUUUCUAUAUGCAAGAUGGAACCCCAUGCACCGAAGUGGGCUACUGCUAUCUUGGAAAUUGCACUGACCCCACUGUGCACUGCCAAGAAAUCUUUGGUAAAAAUGCUGUGAAAGGUGAAAAACCCUGCUAUGACAUAAAUAGAAGAGGAGAUAGAUAUGGACACUGCAGGAGAGUAGCUGAACAAAUGAAGAGUACUCCCUGUGCCCAUGAAGACAUUUAUUGUGGAAGGCUGCAGUGUGGCAAUGUCACACACCUCCCCCGCUUGCAAGAACAUGUGGGAUUCCAUCAGUCUCUAAUCUCAGGAUUCUGGUGUUUUGGGCUGGACUCACAUCGCUCCACAGGAACAAAUGAUGUUGGUCAUGUGAGACCAGGUACACCCUGUGGUCCUGGAAAGAUCUGUAGCAAUACCUACUGCAAUGGCAGUGCAGCUCAGCUGAAUUAUGACUGUUUACCUGAGAAAUGCAGUCACAGGGGGAUUUGCAACAAUAACAAGAACUGUCAUUGUCACAUAGGCUGGGAUCCUCCACACUGCAUUGACAGAGGUGCUGGGGGGAGCACAGACAGUGGACCCCCUCCACGUAAAAUGCGGUCAGUCAGGCAAAAUGCUGAAUCUCUGAUAUAUCUGAGAGUGGUCUUUGGUCGCAUUUAUGCCUUAAUAGCUGUGUUCCUGUUUGGUGUCGCCACAAAUGUAAAAACAAUCAGGACAGUUAGAGUUAAGGAAGAGAAAGCUGAUGAAGCCAAUCCUGGACUUAGACUCCAGACCCCCAAACAACAGGAGGAAACCCACAGGAACAUGAAUGAAACUCUACAGUAAGGAAGUUGCAAAGCUGACAUCCACAUUUCCAGGGAUCUGCAAAAGACAGAGUGUUACCAACACAUGUCACCCGACUAUCACACUGUCUGUGACCAGCAUUCUGAAAUAAACUGUGAAAAGCACAUGUUCUGGCUUCUUUAUAUUUUUAUAAGACUGUAG